Molecule: messenger RNA, 2262 nt
Organism: Drechmeria coniospora
Lineage: Eukaryota; Fungi; Ascomycota; Sordariomycetes; Hypocreales; Ophiocordycipitaceae
Product: Lecithin:cholesterol/phospholipid:diacylglycerol acyltransferase
Exons: 2
Coding region: 1-2262 (753 amino acids)
Biological process (GO): lipid storage; triglyceride biosynthetic process
Cellular component (GO): perinuclear endoplasmic reticulum; cytoplasm
Molecular function (GO): phospholipid:diacylglycerol acyltransferase activity
Source: RefSeq, a predicted model, not a curated record
AUGGAGCCAGGUGCUGCCACUGUCGCUGGUGGAUCGCACCUACCUGGUGGACAAGCACAUGGCCCGACUCCCAGACAUUGGAUUGCAGGCACCAGCCUCCUCCCCCCCUUCCCUUUAGUCCCCUUUCCUCGCUCCUCUGCCCUCCAAUGGCUUCUUGCUUUGAACAAGGUGCGCAACGUUGCCACGACACGCGCCGUGUCACCCUCGGCUGCUGUCGUCGUCGCCCCCAUCCGCAAUCCUUGGCUGCAGGCGGGAUCUCGACAAUCCCGUCCAACGCGCCGACGCAAAGGUUGGCCCGACACUUCACGGCAACCCUCGCCCGCUCUGGAGAGAAGGACGGGCCGAGCAGCAGGCUCGACGACAUCUCCGUCUCCCGUCAUGACGACGACGUUGCGACGCCGCGUCCCGCCGCCGGCGACGGUGACGGCCGAGGAUGAAUGCUCCGAGCUCGAGGACUGCAAGGCCAAGCGGCCCAAGGGCCGCCACCACGUCCACGUCGUCGAGCGCGUUCCCAAGACGCGCAAGCGCCGCAACACCUUCAUCUUCCUUCUCGGCAGUCUCUUCGGCCUCAUCGCCGCCGGCUUCUUCGCCAAAAGCAACGAUCUCAUCGACUUUCCCGAGUUCGGCGACCUCACCAUGGACAGCCUCUUCGACGUGCUCCCCGCCGGUCUCGUGAGGGACAUGCGCGAUCUCGUCCAGGGCGAGCGCGAGGUGACGGACUCGUACGACUCCUUCUCCGUCGGCCUCAAGGCUCGCGCCGACGGCCUCGGCGCCCACCACGCCAUGAUCAUGGUGCCCGGCGUCAUCUCCACCGGCCUCGAAUCCUGGGGUACCGCCAACGUGUCGAGGCAGUACUUCCGGAAGCGUCUCUGGGGAAGCUGGACGAUGAUGAGAGCCCUCGUCCUCGACAAGGAGGUCUGGAAGAGGCACAUCAUGCUCGACAAGAAGACGGGCCUCGACCCGCCGGCGAUCAAGCUUCGCGCGGCCCAGGGGUUCGACGCCACCGACUUCUUCAUCACGGGCUACUGGAUCUGGAACAAGAUCUUCGAGAACCUGGCGACCAUCGGCUACGACCCCACCAACUCCUUCACGGCCGCCUACGACUGGCGCCUGUCCUACCCCAAUCUCGAGUUCAGGGACCGGUACUUCACGCGGCUAAAGUCGUACAUCGAGACGGCCGUCGCCGUCGACGGCAGAAAGGUCGUCCUGGCCUCCCACAGCAUGGGCAGCCAGGUCGUCUUCUACUUCUUCCACUGGGUGCAGUCCGAUAAGGGAGGCGGCGGCGGCCAGGAUUGGGUCGAUCGCCACGUCGACUCGUGGAUCAACAUCAGCGGCUGCCUGCUCGGCGCCGUCAAGGGCCUGACGGCCGUCCUGUCGGGCGAGAUGCGCGACACGGCUCAGCUCAACGCCUUCGCCAUAUACGGGCUGGAAAAGUUCCUCAAGCGCGAGGAGCGGGCCGAGAUCUUCCGCGCCAUGCCCGGCAUCUCGUCGAUGCUCCCGCUCGGAGGCAACGCCGUCUGGGGCGACCUCGGCUGGGCGCCCGACGACCUGGCCGACCAGUCCUUCUCGUACGGCUCGCUCCUCAACUUCAAGGUCGGCGCCAACUGGACGACGCCGAGCAGGAACUUUACCGUCGAGGACUCGCUGUCGCACCUCAUGAACACGACCGAGGACUGGUACCGGAACCACGUCAUGGGAAGCUACUCCCACGCCGUCGCCCAUACGGCCGCCGAGGUGGAGCGGAACGAGGACGACCCGAGGAAGUGGAUCAACCCGCUCGAGUCGAGACUUCCCAGGGCGCCGAACCUGAAGAUCUACUGCUUCUACGGCGUCGGGAAGCCGACGGAACGGGCCUACUACUACCGGGCGCCCGACCCGGCCGCGUCGUCGGGCUUGAACUUCACCAUCGACACGGGCCUCACCGAGGGCGAGGUCGAUCGCGGCGUCAUCUUGGGCGAGGGGGACGGGACGGUCAACCUGCUGAGCACGGGCUACAUGUGCAACCGCGGCUGGCACAUCAAGCGAUACAACCCGGCGGGAUCCAAGAUCACCGUCGUCGAGAUGCCGCACGAGCCGGAGAGGUUCAACCCGAGAGGCGGGCCCAACACGGCCGACCACGUGGACAUUCUCGGCCGCCAGAACCUCAACGAGCUCGUGUUGCGCGUCGCCGCCGGCAAGGGCGAGACCAUCUCGGACUACAUCGUGAGCAACAUCCGCGAGUAUGCUGCCAAGGUGAAGGUGUACGAGGAGGACGAAGCUUAA